This is a messenger RNA of Phialemonium atrogriseum, 2500 nucleotides long. RefSeq names its product fungal-specific transcription factor domain-containing protein. Gene Ontology annotation, molecular function: DNA-binding transcription factor activity, RNA polymerase II-specific; RNA polymerase II cis-regulatory region sequence-specific DNA binding; zinc ion binding. Gene Ontology annotation, cellular component: nucleus. The record is from RefSeq and is a predicted model, not a curated record. Gene Ontology annotation, biological process: positive regulation of transcription from RNA polymerase II promoter by galactose; DNA-templated transcription. Lineage: Eukaryota; Fungi; Ascomycota; Sordariomycetes; Cephalothecales; Cephalothecaceae. The transcript is spliced from 3 exons. Bases 95 to 2041 code for a protein of 648 amino acids.
UUCCGCUCCUUCCACGAGAUGUACGACACUGCGGAAUGAGCAGCUUCGGGUGCCAUAAAAAACAUGUGUCUCUGUUCCAAGCCAUCAAAUACAAAUGCCUAGCCCGUUGCAGUCGAGGAGGCUGAAAAUCAGCGUUGCCUGCGAGCACUGUCGCUCCAGGAAGAUAAAAUGUGAUGGCGUUCGUCCAGCAUGCAAUAAUUGCCGGCGGAAGGUCGGAAGAUGUACGUAUAGGCGCGGGGUCGUCGCUGAUCGCAGUAGCCGACCCCUUCCGCCGUCUUCGAGUCCGCUCCCGUUUCCGCAUCCGCAUCCGCAUCCGAGCUCGGAACGACCCGAUGGACAGGAAUUACCGAGGAUCCCCUCCGGCACUGUCCACGGGUUGUUUGCUGGCGAGGUUACAGCUGCCGUAGAUGCCAGGCUUGGUCUCGCUUCGAGCGGAAGGCCGAGCUUGACCCCCAUGACGGAUGCUCCCCUGUUCGGCUUGCUCCCCCGCCGCCAAGUUGCCGAUGGUACCGCCCAUCGCGUGGAAAACGUGCUGCCUCAGCGCAAGCACGCCGACUACCUGAUGGAUAUCUACUGGCGGCAUAUCCAGCCCUUAGAGCCCUUUCUCGAACAAGAGCGCUUCUGUCGUUCGUACCAGGCGCUGUUUGCCGGCGGCUCGCUCGAGGCCGACGAGCGCAUCUUCGUCAGCACCCUCAAUAUAGUCUUUGCCCUGGCCACUCAGCUGCAGGAAUGCAUGCCACCCGAAGACAGAGAGGAAGCAAGUAACACAUACUUCCAUCGCGCGUGGGCGCUGCUUCGGCCCGAGACCAUUAUAUGGGAGCCUGGGUCGCUCGAGCUUGUCCAGUGCCUGCUCCUCAUGACCCGGUAUUUGCAGUGCACCAAUAACCCGCACCAGACCUGGAUGGCCGUGGGAUUUGCAGUGCGCAUAGCCCAGAGCCUUGGUCUCCAUCUCCCCGAGUCGCUACCCUCAUCCGGUGCCCCCAAACGUGAUAGCCGCCUGAGGCGGCAGGUAUGGCAAUGCUGUGUUUAUAUGGAUAGAAUCGUUUCAUGGGUGCUUGGACGGACUUCAAUGAUACCCCUCGCUGUCUCGUCCGCUACGAUCAGCGAUGAUCCAGGCUGCCAAAAUAGCGAGGCAUCAGCCAGUUAUCUCACAAAGACUCUGGAGUUAUAUGAGAUAUGCAACCACAUUAUGCUCUCUCAGGUGUCCGCCGGCAGCAGCGUCGCAGAUAAGCUGGGUCUGCCGGGUCUGUACCAGCACGACGAACCUUUCAGCAACGCAUCACGGCUCGACGCAUGUCUCAACCAGUGGGAGAAGAACCUUCCCCAGUCCCUCAGAUUUGACGACUCCUUGGACGAUGAUGCCGACAAUAUUUCGCAGGCAGUUCAUCUUCACCUCAGGCUCCUGCAUGGCCGGAUCUCCCUCUUCCGGCCAAUGCUAGCACGCUACUGCCUCUCCCGACCCCAAACAGCAACAGGCGCCGCCCCCACCCCCGACCGCGGCCGCCUGUCCGACCGCAUCCUCCAAGACUGCGCCUCGCUCUGCGUCGACAACGCGCAGAAGAUGAUCUCCGUGGUCGACGACAGGUGCCGCCGCCGCCGGCUGGCGGCAGACGGGGCCGUUGGCGUCGUGCCCUGGUGGUACCGCGUCUUCUACCUGCACGUGGCGGGGACGGUGCUGGUCGCCGCCACGCUGCGCGCCGACCUGUACACGCCGGCCCUGACGCGGUCCUGGUACACCGCCAUGGCCGGCCUGCGCGCCCACGAGCACCUGAGCCCCUUCGUCCGGCAGUGCGUCGCCGCAUUCCAGGCGCUGUCGGUUAGGAUCUCGCCCGAGUCGAUGCACCAGCAGCAGCACCAGCAGCCGGGAGGCGAGCGCGAGCGACACUCCGCAUCGCCGGCAGAAGCGGCUUCGAAUAAUGCUACGUAUUUUCAAGAUGUGUUUCAGGAAAUGGGGCUUGCGAACCCGGAUAACUUGCUAUUUGGCAUGGAAGAUAUGUCUUGGCUGGGUAAUUUCGAAUUCCCUCUCCCUCCAGAGUCAUGAUCAUGUCCAGCUGGGAUCGCGAUCCACCAGGGUAGUUGACCGCCGAGUGUGAGGGGCUUUUGAAAUUUAUUCAGGUGGUCCACAAGCCAUCUAGAGGGUUGGGGGAGAUGAGAGAGUAGAUAUCUGCCGAAUGUAUCAUGUCUUAUCGCAGGUAUGUAGAGGCUAUUUAUCACCAUCCACAAGUCUCUUGAAACUUGCAAUUAUGUGAUCCCCGAGAUUGAAAAGUAUGUCCAGGAGGUGGAGCCUAACACUGGUUGGAUGGGUUCAUGAGGAGGGCGUGCUUAUGGCAGAUUCAGGGUCUCAGGGGAGAGGAAUUCGGGAUCCUCGUGCCGUGAUCCUCGAACCCUAUCAGAAAGGACACGACUGGGCCUAGUCUGGGGGAGCAGGAGAUGAUCAUGUCCCUGGCCCCCUGGCAAGGAGGCAACUUCCCACCUAAAUGUCAUGGGAAUGACAUGGAGC